Messenger RNA from Protobothrops mucrosquamatus (brown spotted pit viper), 1037 nucleotides. Its product is annotated as cytochrome b561 domain-containing protein 1. Lineage: Eukaryota; Metazoa; Chordata; Lepidosauria; Squamata; Viperidae. Bases 12 to 674 code for a protein of 220 amino acids. Gene Ontology annotation, molecular function: transmembrane monodehydroascorbate reductase activity. The transcript is spliced from 3 exons. The record is from RefSeq and is a predicted model, not a curated record.
ACGGUUUCGUCAUGUCGGACGCCCCCGCGGGCUGCCGCGUGUAUGUUUGGCUGCGGCGCGGCUGCGGGGCCCUGGCCCACCCGGCGGCUUGGGGGAUGGCCAUCUUUCUGCUGCUGCUCUCCAGGCCUGGCACUAGUUUAUUUUCCUGGCACCCAGUGUUCAUGUCAAUUGCAUUCUGCCUCUGUCUGACGGAAGCCAUCCUGAUCUUUUCUCCAGAGGGCUCUCUUUUCUUCUGCUCCCACAAAGUAAAAGUGCAGCUGCAUUGGAUUGCGCAAGUGCUGGCCCUCGUGGCUGCCACCUUGGGCUUGGUCUUCAUUAUCUCCAGCAAGAACCGGAGCGAACUCCCACACUUCACCUCCUGGCACAGCAUCCUGGGUCUUCUGACAAUAUUGGCCCUCUAUGGGCAAGUCCUGUGUGGAUUGUGCCUACUCUUUCCACAGCUGCUAAGGAUUUCAUUAGUAGCUCAGCUCCGGAGGUACCAUGUUGUGUACGGACUGAUAGUUUACUUGCUGGCCACUUUCACUGUAGUACUGGGCAUUUGUUCUGACUGGUUUCAGGCCCAGGUCAAAGGUGUGGCUUGGUACUUAUGCUUGGGAUUGAUCUUCUGUCCAGCCCUGGUAAUUGUGAACCAGACUUCUAGAACUUGUUUGUCGAAGAAGAGACAAUAUGUUUGAGAUGUGAUCUCAGGAGGACACCCAGGAAUCAACACUUCAAUGCGAUUACUUGUGUGUUCUCUUUUUAUUAUGAUCUUUAUUACAUUCACAUUUGAUUUUCUAUGCAUUCUGCUGCUUUUGUUCUAUCGGUUGAUUGGGUAUGGACAUGCUAGAGGGAAUGAAAGAAGUUGCAAUUCAGCAGAUCUACAGAACAUCAAGCAAGGGAUUAUAAUGCAAUUAUACUGGCAAUGUUACCAGUGUAAUAAAACGUUUUAAAAAAAGAUUUUUUAAAAUUUUUUUUUAUUAAAGUUUAUUACAAAAUAAAAAUAUAAAAAGAAACCAAGUUAGAGAAAGAAAGAAUGACUUCCGACUUUGUUCAGUAUA